GUAUAUUUCCGAGGAAAAUAUUCAGAGAGCAAAAAAAAAAAGUUUAUUUUGCUUUGCUUCUCUGGACAUUCGAACUUUGGAAUGUGAAAAUGAAGAUGAAAUCUUUGAGCAGUGUAGGGGUUGGUUUGAGCGUAGUUUUUGGGUGUCUUUUGUUAGCUUUGGUUGCUGAAAUAUAUUACUUGUUAUGGUGGAAGAACAGGUUAAGAACAAACUCAGAUCUAGAAAAUGGUUUCAAAAACCCAGAGAUUAGAUUUGCAGAAGAACAACAAUGCCAUCAUCAUCAGCAACAGAACAAGGAUAUGAAGUUGAAGCCUUUGAACGGGGACCAUGGGAAUGGGAACGAUGAGCAGCAACCUGGGUUUCUCUUCACAAUCGUUGAAGAGACAAUGGAGGAUUUGGAGUGUCUUGAGACCCCAUAUUUAACCCCUUUUGCUUCUCCACCGUUUUUUACUCCCCCGCUAACUCCGAUCGAUGCUUGUUUCGCUCUCCAAUUCGGAUUCAACCCUUUGUUUGAAUCACGGAAUGAUGUAGAUUUCGAUAGGUUAAGUCCAUCAUCUUCGCCGAGGUUGAAGUUCUUGAAAGAAGCUGAACUGAAGCUUCACAGGGAAACACUGAUGGAAGAUGUUCACAAAAAUGGCGGAUUGAAGCUUUCUUCAGGUUAUCUCGGAGAUGAAGAAGAUGGAUCUUUCGUCACAAUCAUCGUUGAUAAGAACAGAGGAGAAGUGUUUAACCACAUUCAUCAACACCAAAUUCGAACUUCUUUCUCAGGUACUUCGUCUUAGUUAAAGUUAGCAAUUCAUGUGUUCUCGUCUUGUUUAUAAAUUUUAUCGAAUCAUAAUCAAG
Molecule: messenger RNA, 843 nt
Organism: Hibiscus syriacus
Lineage: Eukaryota; Viridiplantae; Streptophyta; Magnoliopsida; Malvales; Malvaceae
Exons: 2
Coding region: 90-782 (230 amino acids)
Source: RefSeq, a predicted model, not a curated record